Messenger RNA from Vicia villosa (hairy vetch), 6121 nucleotides. RefSeq names its product disease resistance protein RPV1-like. The transcript is spliced from 7 exons. Lineage: Eukaryota; Viridiplantae; Streptophyta; Magnoliopsida; Fabales; Fabaceae. The record is from RefSeq and is a predicted model, not a curated record. Gene Ontology annotation, biological process: signal transduction; defense response. The coding region runs from base 2137 to 5583 and encodes 1148 amino acids. Gene Ontology annotation, molecular function: ADP binding; protein binding.
GAGUAAUGCUAUGAAAGUUUUAGCUAACUUAGUCGGAUGGGAUAUCAGGAACAAGUAAGUUUUAUUCCCUUUCUACUUGUUUUUACAUUUUCUACUUCAAUUCCCUUUCUUAUUGCUUUCUAUAGUCUAUGCUUAAUCAGUUGUUUUCUAUAACUAUUGGAAAAAACUCACCAAAGACAAUAAUCUAUGUGAUUGCUUUUUCACUAUGGAUACUCUUGAAUUGAGGAAGGAAUUUGUGCAGAUUGUUUUAAGUACCAAUAGUUCUUAGUAGAACUUUCAAUAUUUAAUGCUUUUAUAAUUUAGUAAAACAAGAUCAUGUGAACAUUGUUUACUUUACUCAUGCAUUGAGUUGUUUAUGUUCCUUUAUUGGUUUUAUUACUAUCAGCAUUGUGUUUGUUAUGUUUGAUACAAUGGCUUUUGCAGUUUGUAAUUAAAUUGGUUAAUCAUAUUCUAAUUGAUAAUCAAUUCCACUUUUUAAACCUCAAAUGCACUAUACAAUUCAUGUUCCUAUUUGAUUUUGCUACUGGUUUUUUCAUUAUGCAUAAUGUCAUUUCGUUUAUGAUUUAUUCGAUUAUGAAGAGUACUGAUUCUGCUAUUGCAUAUAUUUUAAUUCUGGUGCUGAAACAGUUUAAUAUAAGUAUUGUACAACACAAUCUCGAUGGUUAAUGCUACCAAAAUGAUUUAAGAUCUAUGAGUCUAAUUUCUGUUGUUGAAGCUUACAUGUGCACAAUUAAAAUCUAUGAAUGGCUUCAUGAACAAGUGGUUAAUCGAGUUGGUUAAAUGACAUAUUUUAGUGUAAGAUAUUUUAGAUGCAGGAUGUUCAAAUUUCUUGACAACAACAUCACUUUCUUCAAGUUUGUUUGCUGAAAAAUUCUUUCCACCAAGACGAACUCCGCGUUUUCUCCUUCACAAUCACUGUAGAAUUAUUUUUUGUUGGCAACAAUAAUAUGAAGUCUUCUAUAACAAUUCAAGAUAAUUAAGACUGAUAUUUUCUGUAAGAGAAUGUAUUAUCGCAGUUCUGUUUCUACUAUUGUAUGCAUUUUUUUAAAACUUUAACAAUUUCAGAGACAAACCCGAACCUGCGAGAUUCAGAGGCAUACUUGGAAUAGGAAUCUGCCUGUUUCGGACUGUGAAAAGCUUCAACUUUUGCAACUAACAAAGCCAAUUAAAAGCAUGAGUUUCCUGCAUAAUUGAAUCUUAUUAAGGAUGGUUACAGUACAACGAAAAGCAAUUUAGAAUAGAGGGUGUGAUACAUUAAUAGGUACUUUAAGGUAGUUUUAUGUAUGUUUCAAUUGUUUGUCUUCAUUAGAUGUUUUUUUCUCUCUAUCUAAGUGGAGUGUGUGCACAAAUUAAUAUAGACCGUCUACAAAUUCUAGCCACAAUGCUUUAAUAGUUUAGCUAUGAACACCAAUUUUCACAUUGGAGUUGUUUUUGGUCUGUCUCGGCUUGGUUUUGGUUGUUAUUGACGAGUUGCAGUAGUGGCAAAGCGUUUAUUUCGGUUUGCUCGGUUUCGGUAGAGGCUGAUUUUUGUAGCAGAUGUUGUUUAGAUGUAUGGUGUUAUGAAUUUUCACUUUAGCCUAAAUUGUAUAUCUACAAUAUUAAUACUGUGUAGCUUUUCCUUUUGAUUGAGGGUCUGCAGUUUUCAUUUGUUUUAGCAGGUUAUCUUAUUUAUGUUCUCUAGUGUAUAACUUUGUAACUAUAGACAUUGCUUAUGCAUUAUUUUAUUUAAUUGAAGUUUUUACCUUUUGCUCUUUCAAAAAUAAAAAAUAGUUUAGCUAGACACUUUUUGAAAAUAACCAAGAGUUCAAAAUAAUAGUGCAAGAGUUCAAGUUGAUAACGAAACACUUUUUGAAAAAAUUUCCCAUUAUUUUAUUCCUGGAAAAGUUAUUUCAGGGAAUAAUUUUUACAUCCAUGAAACAAAGACACCCUAGUUUUGUGUGGUUCUUACGAGUCACCCUCCUUUCAAGACUUUCCUUCUUACAAUCUGCAGUAUAUUAAUCCGUCUUCCUUCACAGUUCACACUAGUAUAUUACUACUUUUUAUUUGUUGCAUUUUCAAUUCGUGUAUCAUAAAUUGAAUACGUUACUCACAACUAGUUUCUUUCUCUAGCAAGCUUGUUUGUCUUUUUCCAAUUUGAUGCAAGGAGGUGAAGCUUCCAAUUCUUCCAUGGAUUAUAGCCACAAUCAGAGCUGUAGAUAUGAUGUGUUUAUCAGUUUCAGAGGUCCUGACACACGCAACAACUUUGUCGACCAUCUUUAUGAUCAUCUAACUAGGAAGGGCAUUUUUGCCUUCAAGGACGAUAAAAGGCUUGAAAAAGGAGAAUCCCUUUCCCCGCAACUUCUACAAGCAAUUAAAAAUUCACGGAUUUCUAUUGUUGUCUUCUCCGAAAGAUAUGCCGAGUCUACAUGGUGUUUGGAAGAGAUGGCUACUAUUGCUGAAUGCCGUAUAGAAUUCAAUCAAAAAGUAUUUCCUGUUUUUUAUGAUGUCGAUCCAUCUCAUGUACGAAAACAAAUUGGGGUGUACCAGAACUCUUUUAAUUUCGACAGGAUGAGUUCCAAACAUGGUUGGAAUAAGGCUAUGAGAUGGGUGAAUGCUAUGAGAGUUUUAGCUAACUUAGUCGGUUGGGAUGUCAGGAACAAGCCAGAGUCUACAGAGAUUGAAACAAUUGUUCAAGCAGUAAUAAAGUCUUUGAAUCAUAAAUUCUCAGGGUUUAGCAGCGAUCUUGUUGGGAUGCAACCUCGCAUAGAAGAAUUAGAAAAGCUUCUAAGAUUGAGCUCAAAGGAUGACGACUUCCGAGUAUUGGGAAUUUGGGGGAUGGGUGGAGUAGGGAAGACAACUCAUGCUGCUGUUUUGUAUGAUAGAAUCUCUUAUCAGUUUGAUGCUUGUUGUUUUAUUAAUAACAUAAGCAAACUUUAUAUGGAUGGUGGUGGUGUUGCUGUACAAAAACAGAUUCUUCGUCAAGCUCUAGAUGAAAGAAAUCUAGACUCAUACGAUACUGGUGAGAUAGCUGGGAUUAUGAUAAAUAGACUUCAGGGUGGCAUUAAGGUCCUUCUAGUUCUUGACAAUGUUGAUCAGUAUGAACAAUUGGAGGAAUUGGCUAUAGAUCCUAAGUUGCUUUGCAAAGAAAGUAGAAUAAUCAUAACUACAAGGGACGAGCAUAUUCUAAGAGUGUAUGGGGUGGAUAAAAUUCACAAAGUUCCGCUGUUGAAUAGUAAUGAUGCUUCUGAACUUUUUAGUAGAAGAGCCUUCAGAGGUGAAGAACGAAGCAACAAUUGUAUUGAAUUGAUUCCAGAGAUACUAAAAUAUGCUCAAAAUCUUCCAUUAGCAAUUAAAGUAGUGGGCUCUUUCUUGUGUACCCGAGAUGCAACUCAGUGGAGAGAUGCUUUGAAUAGAUUGAAGAACAAUCCAGACAAUAAAAUUAUGGACGUGCUCCAGAUGAGUGUUGAUGGACUAGAACAUGAGGAGAAGGAAAUAUUUCUCCACAUUGCUUGUUUUUUUAAAGGGGAGAGGGAAGAUUAUGUAAAGAGAAUUCUAGAUGCAUGUGGAUUAUACCCUCACAUUGGUAUUCAGAGAGUCAUUGAGAAGUCACUCAUUACGAUUAAAAACCAAGAAAUUCAUAUGCAUGAUAUGUUACAAGAACUUGGGAAGAAAAUCGUCCGGCACCGAUUUCUCGGAGACCCAACAUCAUGGAGUAGAUUAUGGCAAUACCAUGAUUUCUAUCAAGUCUUGACAACAGAAACGGGAACAAACAAUGUUAAAGCUAUAGUUCUGGAUCAAAAGGAAAGUUUCUCCAAAUGCAGGGCUGAAGGAUUUUUAAAUAUGAGCAACCUUGCACUUCUCAUAUUGUAUCAUAAUAAUUUUUCAGGAAGUUUGGAUUUUCUUUCCAACAACUUGCGAUAUCUUUUGUGGCAUGGAUACCCUUUUACUUCUUUGCCGUCAAAUUUUGAGCCAUAUUAUAUUGUGGAAUUGAAUAUGCCUCAUAGUAACAUUCAGUGGCUGUGGGAAGGUCGCAAGGAACUACCUAAUUUGAAAAGGAUGGAUUUGAGCAACUCCAAAAAUCUUAUAGAGACACCAAAGUUUUUUUGGACCCCAAAACUGGAGCGGCUAGAUUUUACAGGAUGCACAAACUUAAUACAGGUCCAUCCAUCAAUUGGACAUCUUACAGAACUUGUUUUCUUAUGUUUGCAAAACUGCAGCAGUUUGGCCAACCUUGAUUUUGGUAGUGUAUCAAGAUUAAAUUCUCUGAGAGUUCUGCGCCUUUCCGGUUGUACGAAACUUGAAAAGACGCCUGAUUUAACUGGGGCAUCAGUCCUUGAAUACCUUGAUAUGGAUGAAUGUACAACUUUAUCCAAAGUUCAUGAAUCCAUUGGGGAUUUGACAAAGCUUAAAUUCUUGAGUUUGAGAAACUGCACAAAUCUGGUUGAAAUGCCUGAUUGGAUUAAGAGGAUGGCGUCCCUUGUAACUCUAGAUUUUUGCGGUUGCUCGAGUCUUACAAUUCUACCCUUGAAAUGGACUCAUACUGAUCAUAUGAGUUCUUUGAUUUUUCUAGAUUUAAGCUUUUGCAAUCUUCAUGAAGUACCAGAUACUAUUGGAACGUUACAUACGUUAGAAAGACUAAAUCUACAAGGAAACAAGUUUCGUUCACUACCUGAUGAUUUCUUUGGUCUUGAUAACCUAGCAUAUGUAAACUUAUCUCAUUGCCAUGAGCUUGAAAGUAAUGAGCUCCUAUUUUCACAAAGUGUUUCACAAAGUGCUUCAAAAAGUGCUUCUUCUGGAGGAAGAUAUUUUAGCAUAGUAGCGGGAUCUCGUGAUCAUAGGUCAGGAUUUUAUAUAUUUGACUGCCCUAAGUUCAUUGUUAAAUCCAAAUACCAAUCCAUAGAAUGUUCAUGGUUACAAAGACUACUUCAGGGUCCCCAUCACUUCCGGGGUGGCUUUGACAUUGUUGUUCCUUGGGAUUGGGAAAACAUUUAUUUUCCGUCAAGUUGUUGCAUUCCAAAAUGGUUCAAUUACACAUUUGAUAGUGAUUCAAUAAUAAGGAUAGUAGAGUUUGGUGAGUUUGAUAAGAAGUUUGGCUUUGUCUUCUGUGUGGCAUUUGAGGUAAACAAUUGUCCUGCAAAUUCUGGUUCGGCACAGGAUUCAUUUUCCUCAGCACUCCCACAUCCCUUAUAUCUUUCUUUUGAAAGUGAACACACAGAGGAAUGCUUUGUUUUGCCGCUCAGUUUGGAACUGCACAAAAUUGAUGGCUCCAGACAUCUUUGGCUAAUCUAUAUCUCUCAAGAGCACUGCCAUUUUUUAAAAACUGGAGCACAUAUCACAUUUAAAGCCUGCCCAGGUUUGUCAAUAAAGAAAUGGGGAUUACGUUCGUUAAUCAAGGAUCAAUUAUCAUAUCAUGUCCCUAGCUUCUGGGAACACUUACCAGACACUGAUGCGCCCCAACUUUUCUUUGAUCAUGUACAAAAAACCAGCAUGAAGUCUGGAACUAAAAUCCAACUUCCUUACAAUUGGUUGUUUACUGAAGAGGAAGUAGUUGAGAAUUCUGGAGCAAAGUCAAAAGAAACUGCUCUUUCUAAUCUGGGCCUUUAGAUAUGCCAACCACGGCCAAAACGCGCAACACAUUCUGAGAGCCUUGAGUAUAGGACAUCUAUAUUUUGCACUACAAGUUUGUCCAGUGAAUAUGUCUGAUUAUUUGAAGUAAAGGUUCUGGCAUGAAGCUUAUCAGGUGAAUGAAUCCAUGAUAGGUACUGUUAUUCUAUGUUUGUUGAGGAUGAUUGUUGUUAUCAGUUGCAACUUGGGAAUCUCUUCAUCUUCGCAAAUUUAGAAUGUGAUGGUAAAAGUUUAUGUAAGACCUCUUACAGAAAAUGUAGAUAAAAGGAUUGGGGUCGAAACUGCUCAUUGGAAUGGAGAGAUUCAAGACACUCGAAAGGAACCAAACUGUUUAUUGUAUUUCUGGUUGUUUGUGUGUAAUUUGCUUCAAUUUCUUUUAGUUGUAAUUGUAACUCUUUUUUGAGAGUUUUUCUCAGGAGUAGGGUUGAAUAUAAAUUCAGAAAUUCAUAUCACAAGUUUGUUGUUUUGGCCAUUUCUAGUUUCCUUAAAAUAAAAUGUUGGUGAAGCAAUUUGAGAA